UCCUCGACGCGCGCGCCCGCCAUGCCGCCCGCCCCUUAUCUGUACACAUGGCUCGUCCACCCGUCGGGGUGUCUUGUCCUUCCACCCGCCUCGGACUGGCUCGCCCCUGUCCCUUGCCUUCUCGGCCAUGUGUCGGCUGUGUUCCCUCAACGACAGCAGCCAUCUCACGAACCCCCUCCACCAUGAGGCGCGCCUUUCAGCGGGGCUGACGUCUUCGCUGCCCAGCCGCUGCUCAGCUCCUUCCCCUCAGCUUCGCGCCCCAGCCGUGCCCCCUCCUUCGGCGAGGCAUAAAUACCGUCUGCUUGCCGCCCCUCCUUCCCAACCCAUCGCAGCUUGAUCUUCUUGCCAGUUCCCACAGGCAGUUCGCAAAGAUGGCUGAUGAAGCCGCCGCCGCUCCCCAAAAGAAGGUGCACCACCCCACCACCCCCAAGCUCGACACCGAAGAGAAGGAGGUCCUCGGCAUCUCCACCAUCGAUUCGGAUGAUGUUGAGCAGCUCGACGCCCACAACGCAUAUGCUCAAGUCAGCGCCAUCGUCGCCAACACCGACGAUCCGUCGACCCCGUGCUUUACUGUCCGUGCCCUGUUUCUGUCGACCUUCUUUUUCGUUCUGACCUCGGUCGUGAACACGGUGCUCUCCUUCCGUACCAACGCCUUUGGUGUCCCUGCCUAUGUCUCGGUGAUCUGCUCCUAUCCCCUCGGUAUUCUCUUUGCCAAGUUUGUGCCCGAUGUCCGCUUUAAGCUCUUUGGAGUCGAGAACUCGCUCAACCCCGGCCCCUUCUCCAUCAAGGAGCACGUCCUGAUCUACAUCAUGUCCAACACCGGCACCCCCUAUGGCAUCGACAACGUCGUUGGUCAGGUCGCUCCGCAGUACCUUGGCGACACCAACAUCACCGUCUGGCAGUCCAUUCUCUGGAUCAUUGCCACCCAGUGCCUCGGCCUCGGCCUCGCCGGCAUGGCCCGUGACUUUUUGAUCAAGCCCCCAGCCAUGUACUGGCCCGGCAACCUGGGUAUCCUCGCCCUCUUUGCCUCUUUCCACGACGAAGUCACCGACAAGAACGAUGCUCCGCCGAGAUACAAGACCUCCCGCUUCAAGUUUUUCUGGAUUGCCUUCGUUAUCACCAUUGUCUACUACCUGAUUCCCGGCUUCAUCGCUCCAGCCAUCCAGAUGGUGUGCAUCCUCUGCUUCUUUGGAUCUGCCGGCAGUCUCGUCAAUAUCUUUGGCUCGGCUAGCCAGGGUGUCGGCAUCCUUACCGUCAGUCUCGACUGGUCCCAGUUCAACGGUGCCUGGGCUCCCAUGACGACUCCUCUGUGGGCCAACAUCAUUGGCUUCAUUGGGUAUAUUCUCUGGUCCUGGAUCAUUGUUCCCAUCGCCUAUGCCAACAACCUUUGGGAUGCCCAGGCCAUUGGCUGCAAACAUCCCGGUCCCUAUGGUUGCGGCAACCUCAACCAGAAUGGUCUUUUCAACGGCUCCAACCUCGGCCAGCGCCUCAGCGGCCGCAUCCUGCUCGACCCCACCACCUUUGAGCUUGAUCCCGUCAAGUACGCCUCGGCUGCCCCCAUCCACCUCGGCAUGUCCUUUAUUUUGGUCUACGCCGCCUCCUUCAUCACCAUUGCCUCGUCCGUCACCCACGUCGCUCUCUGGUACGGCAAGGACAUUAUCCGCCAGACCCGCGUUGCUCUCAAGCAGCUCAAGGAGGACCCCGAGCACCAGGAUAUCCACAACAAGCUCAUGGCUGCCUACCCCGAAGUCAGCAACGUGACCUACCUUGCCAUCUUCUUGGUCUCCACUGCACUCAUGUUCUACGUCGGCCUUGCCACCCCAUACAAGCUCGAAUGGUGGGGCAUCAUCCUGGCCAUCACCAUCGGCGUCAUCUUUGUCAUUCCUCUCACCACCAUCACUGCCAUCUCGGGACAGUAUGUGGGUCUCAACGUCCUGACCGAGUUUGUCAUGGGUUUGAUCGUCCCUGGUGAGCUUGUGCCCGUCAUGUCCUUCAAGUCGCUCGGCUACAACACCAUGAUCCAGGCCCAGCUCCUGCUCGGUGAUCUCAAGAUUGGCCACUACAUGAAAGUGCCUCCCCAGGCCAUGGUUGCCGGCCAGCUCAUCGGCUGCAUUCUGUCUGCCUUUGUCUGUGUUCCUGUCGCUACAGCCUUUGUUGUCUCGCCUCUCUUUGGCAAGGGUGACUGGCAGGCUGCUGGCUACGGUGUGUUCUACUCUGCUGGCACGAUUUGGGGAGCCGUGGCCCCGACCCGGUUCUUUGGUGCCGGCGCUCUCUACCACAACAUCCUCUGGGCCUUCCCCGUUGGCUUGCUGGCCCCUGUUAUCCCCUGGCUCGGCAACAAGCUCUACAAGCACCCCUACUGGCACUUGGUCAACAUCCCCAUCAUGGCCAACUGGGGCGGUCCCCAGAGCGGCAACACCGGCAUCCUCGUCACCCCGCUCAUCGUCGCCUUUGUGUCUCAGUACUGGGUCUUCCGCUACAGGAACGAGUGGUGGAAAAAGUACAACUUUGUCCUGUCCGUUGCUCUCGACUCUGGAGUCGGCAUCGGCGCCACCAUUCUUGGUAUCCUCCAGCUGCUCUUCACCCAGACUGAUGAAGAUGGCAACCAGAUCGGCGGUUUUCUGAUGCCCUACUGGGCCCUCAACCCCAACGGUCCUCCCGAUUACUACUGCUUCGGCCAGGACUACCUUGGCAACCCCACCAGCAAGUAAACUCGCUUGCAUUCGAAACCAUCGUGGAAGACUUUGUUUCUGUAAAGCUUCCGCAAGAUGCCAGCCAGAGCUUUUGAUAGCCCCCAGGGUAAUGGGUUGUCCCUUUGUCCCUGUUUGUCUGUCUGUCUAUCGGUCUGUCUAUCGAUCCGUAUAUCUCUAUUUCAAUCGAUCUGUCUGAACAUUUGGCGCUAUUCUAUGCUCUGAAGCAUGUUGCCGUGGCUGGUCCUUUGGGCCGUUGCAUUCAAAUGUGCUUCUUUUAUGCCUACUAUACGAUCUGCUUUCAAACUUACUCUAUCCUGGCUCUGAAGCAGCACCAAAAUGCUUUCUCGUGCGAGUACUAUGGCUAUAUUGGUCUCUUUCUAAUGCUGAACCUUUGGAAAAACUUGAAUAAAUCGCUUUGACCGCAC
This is a messenger RNA of Polychytrium aggregatum, 3118 nucleotides long. Its product is annotated as OPT oligopeptide transporter protein-domain-containing protein. The record is from RefSeq and is a predicted model, not a curated record. The coding region runs from base 372 to 2711 and encodes 779 amino acids. The transcript is spliced from 2 exons. Gene Ontology annotation, biological process: transmembrane transport. NCBI's taxonomy places the organism in Eukaryota, Fungi, Chytridiomycota, Chytridiomycetes, Polychytriales. Gene Ontology annotation, molecular function: oligopeptide transmembrane transporter activity.